AUGAACCCAAAAUAAAACCGAAUCCUUUAUUCUCAGGGUAAUAUGACCACAAGUGCAACCUAGUCCCCAUCCUAAAAUAUAAAUUAUAAUGAUGCAGGGUAAGAGUUCAAUAAAUUGUAUAAGAGAGCUACUGGAUUUGAAACUGAAUUAAGUUCGGAAAAUAAACCGAUAUCAAGCUGAUAACAUCAAAUUGUUGAAGUCUCGACUUAAUCAUAUUCAACACCAAGAUUUGAAUUGUUAGAGAAAUAUUUCUAGAACAAGUAAUGAAAUUUAAUCAAUUAUUUCUACAAAAUCUAGAGUUAAUGAGGACUAAAUGAGAAAGGUACAUAUUUGAACUAUUAUUUAUAUGAUUAGUAAUACCUUGAUGAAAUUAGAUAAAAGAAACUUGAAGAAUAUUCAUAAAGAGCCAAUAUGUCCAAAAUGGAGAGAAUAAAAAGAAGCUAAAACGUUGAAAACUGUAAGAUAUAGAUGUAUUUGAUAGAGAAAUAAUUAUAUUCUGAAACUCAUUCUUUCUUAAAUAAAGAAUAUAAAACGAAUUUAUCUCAAGCAAAAUUAUAAACUUGGAAUGAAAUCUAUGGGACUAAUUGCAAAUCUCACAAACAAAUAAGAUAGGCUCAUCUUUAACAUUAAUAGGAUAAAAUCAUCUAAUUAUAAAUGGUAUUAUGAAUAUUAAUUUUAGAAAUAAUAAGAAGGAUCAUAUAAUUAUAAACAGAAGAUUAUAAAAGAGGCUUUGUAAUUUAAAGAAAGACAAAUGAGAGUCACAGAAUUAGAAGAGGCAGAAGAACAAUAUUUGAUGAAACUAAAAGUCACUCAAAGUAAGAACCGAUCUAUGAGUGCUAAAAAAGAAGAGAUAAAGAGAAUACCUGCGGAGAAAAUAACAAUUAGCAAAAAUAAUCUCUUUAGAAUAAAUUGA
Messenger RNA from Paramecium primaurelia, 913 nucleotides. The record is from the annotation of a GenBank genome assembly. Lineage: Eukaryota; Ciliophora; Oligohymenophorea; Peniculida; Parameciidae.